This is a messenger RNA of Cuscuta epithymum, 2112 nucleotides long. The record is from the annotation of a GenBank genome assembly. Lineage: Eukaryota; Viridiplantae; Streptophyta; Magnoliopsida; Solanales; Convolvulaceae.
GGCGCAUAUGAGUCUGAUCUGACGCUCUGCAAAGUCGUCUCUGUUUUCUUUAUAUGGCCUGCAGGUUGCAGCCACCGUCCUUGAUUAUGCGGUCUAAGUAGCGACUUAGUGUUUUUUUUUGUUCAUCUAACCAAACAAUACUUCGGAGUCUCAGUUACUCUGCUCCAGCACUGCUUGUCUGCUAUACACUUUCAUCUUAGCCACCAUAAAUUGCGGCCCUUUCAAAAAAAUUGAGGUUUCAGUUCUUUUUCGAUAGAAGUAAGAUAAUUAAGCAUGCACCUAGUGCCAAUAUAAGCUUAUGGAUCAUCAUUCUGAUCAACCGCUUCCUCCUGGAGUCCAGCGUGUUUCAUUUUCUUCACAUCUCCUGCCAGAAACUGCACAUUCAACUCCACCUGUUCUGAAUAAUGAUAAUAUUGAAAACCCUUCUCACUCUCACGAGGGAAGUCUUUUUCCUAUCACUCCUAAUGGAAUUGGGUUUUCACAUCCUGAAAGCUUGAAACCACAUUCCACAAGUUCAUGUCAAAUUCAUCAUACACAUGCUACGAAUGUGGUAUCCCAAAUGCCAAAUAGCUCUCAAUCUAUUCCGGUGCCUUCCUUAAUGUAUUCCGGUGGCUCUUCACUACACCCAGAAAACACCAAUGACAUUGAUAAUUCUGUUCGAAGUGCUGUUAUGCGUGAACAGGAAAUUGCCACCCAAAAAGUCAUACAAAGUCAAAGAGAAGCGAGAUCUAUUGGUGAGCACAGGGAUAGCACAGACCUUUUCUCUGGCAGUCAAGACCCCAAUACUUUAAAGGAGCAUUUACUGAAAAUUACUGCAGAGCAUCGUACUGAAAUGGCCUUGAAGCAUGGAAGGUCUGUGUCAAGCAAAGAAGGCAAUAUGGAAAUUGGGAAUGGGUAUGGUGUUCCUGGUGGUGGUGCUUAUUAUGGUUCUCUGAAGACGAGUAUCAUUACCUCCAAUCCUGUCCUUGGCCAUUCAACAAUUGAGUCCAACCCAGAGUGCAGUGGGGAUUCUGGAUGUAAUUCUGCAACUAAAGAGUUGCCUGAAUUUCUCAAAAAGAAAUUGAGAGCUAGGGGUAUUCUGAAGGGUGAUCCAACAAUGGAUUAUACAUCGCCUUCCAAUAGAUCAGACAUGUUGCCAUCUCAGAAGAUGCUGCUUUCAGAAUUGCCUCCAGGGUGGAUUGAAGCCCAUGAUCCUGCAAGUGGUGUGGCGUACUAUUAUGAUGCAAAUACAGGAAAAAGUCAGUGGGAAAAGCCUAUACCUCCACAGAUUCCUGAAAAUUGGCAAGAGCUUGUUGAUGAAACAACAGGUCAAAAGUAUUACUAUAACACCUUGACCAAUGUAUCUCAAUGGGAGAACCCCUUUACCUUGAAGCAGGCUGCCCUACAGUUGCAUGAUGCAAAUACAACUACAAAUAUGGGGCAACAGUCAUCCGUACUGCCAAAAUGCAAGGGAUGUGGUGGAUGGGGCGUGUCCCUUGUGCAAUCAUGGGGGUACUGCAGAUACUGCACCAGAGUUCUUAACCUUCCCCAGCGUCAGUAUCUGUUGGAAAAUGCUGAAAGCAAACAGCACACAAAUGCUUCAGGUCCAAAGGAAGAUUCUGAAAAGAAAUUUCAGAAGCAGAGGUCUAGUUUCAAACCACCCAUAGGAAAAGGUGAUCGGCGAGAUAACCGCAAGCGUACACACUCUGAGGAUGAAGACUUGGAUCCUAUGGAUCCAAGCUCUUACUCAGAUGCCCCCAGGGGUGGUUGGGUUGUAGGACUAAAAGGAGUGCAACCACGGGCAGCCGACACAACUGCCACGGGUCCGCUCUUUCAACAGCGACCGUACCCAUCGCCUGGAGCAGUAUUGCGGAAAAAUGCUGAAAUUGCAUCAUCACAAAAGAAAACGCCUAAAUCGCAUAAUAUGAUGGCAGCAAUAUCAAAGAGAGGCGAUGGUAGUGAUGGACUAGGGGAGGCUGAUUGAGCAGUCUUGUACUCUUGUGUGAACCUUGUUUGCUGACAUCCGUCUGGAAUUAAUUUAUAGUUACUACAUAACCUUGUGUAAAUUAAUACUGUCAUCCAGUCCUACACAUGACACCACACCAAGUAUAAUUCCUUUUUAUUAUAUUAUCA